GGCGCCACCAUGACAGGCGGCUUCUGCGUCCCGGUACUCCUGGCCGCCUGGCUCGCGGCGGCAGCGGCUGAGGGCCUCGAGCAGGCCGCGCUGCCGGCAGAGGAGAGCCGUGUGCAGCCCAUGACCGCCUCCAACUGGACGCUGGUGAUGGAGGGCGAGUGGAUGCUGAAAUUUUAUGCUCCGUGGUGUCCAUCCUGCCAGCAGACUGAUUCUGAAUGGGAGACUUUUGCAAAGAAUGGAGAAACACUUCAGAUCAGUGUGGGGAAGGUGGAUGUCAUUCAAGAACCAGGUUUGAGUGGCCGCUUCUUUGUCACCACUCUCCCAGCAUUUUUUCAUGCAAAAGAUGGAAUAUUCCGCCGUUACCGUGGUCCAGGAAUCUAUGAAGAUUUACAGAAUUACAUAUUAGAGAAGAAAUGGCAAUCAGUUGAGCCACUUACUGGCUGGAAGUCCCCAGCCUCUCUAACGAUGUCUGGAAUGGCUGGUCUUUUUAGCAUCUCUGGCAAGAUUUGGCACCUUCACAACUAUUUCACAGUGACACUUGGAAUUCCUGCAUGGUGUUCUUACGUUUUUUUCGUCAUUGCCACUUUGGUGUUUGGCCUGUUCAUGGGUCUGAUCCUGGUGGUGAUCUCAGAAUGCUUCUAUGUGCCUCUUCCAAGAGCUUCCUCUGAACGCUGUGAGCAGGAGCAGAGGCCCGAGGGGGCUCAAGGAGCUGAGCAGCUACAGGAUGCAGAAGAAGAAAAGGAUGACUCAAAUGAAGAAGAAAACAAAGACAGUCUUGUGGAUGAUGAGGAAGAGAAAGAGGACCUUGGAGAUGAGGAUGAGGCAGAAGAUGAUGAGGAAGAGGACAACUUGGCAGGCAUCAUGGAUGAGGAGAGAUGUGACACCAAUGAGCAAGGAGUUGUGAAGGAGGGUAGUGUGUCCCCGAAGGAUGAUGAAGCUCAUCCAGCUGACACUCAGGAGGUGGUGGAAGACUCCUUGAGGCAGCGCAAGAGUCAGAAUGCCAACAAGGGAUCAUAGGUUACAUUAUGCCAUUUCUAAAAAAAUACAGGCCAAAAAAAAAGAAGUCUGUUUCCCUCUGGUCUGCAGUUUAAGCCAAAUCCUUAGUUGUUUGUUUGUUUUGUAUUGUUUUGUUUUUAUGAAUGAGCAAUGUUCACUUUUAAAAGAUGAUCUCUGGACCUGUGGUUACAUGGUAGUAAGCCUCAGUGUCCUAAAGAGACUCAGGUGUAGCAUUUAGCCACCAUAGUGUUAGGAUCUUUGUGGGGACUUGUGGAGAACAAGUUGAUGUGCUUGGGAGCCAGUGAGUAAAUCAGAGAACUCCUCUGCAGUUCUCAUUAGCACCUUAGAAAUGAGGCUGUUGCUUUAUAAAGUGAGAGCGAAACCGCAGCCCUCCAGAGCAUUCUUGAAGUAUAGGAAGUCUUUGCCUUCGUUGUUAAGCAUGUGUUUUAGUCAUGUCAGAACACAUGUACACUGCUACCCAGAACUGUCUUGGGGCUAGAAGUUGUAAAGACCUGUAUAUAGAUACAGCUUCAAGGUGGAGCUAGGGAGUCAUCUAAGCUCCCUUGGUCCGUGUUGUCUUUUGUUUCCUACCUUGAAUCUCUAUGACUUUUCUUCUUUGAGUUUACAGACUCCCACAUUUCACAGCUGCUCUGUAGUGAGAAGAGCAGACAGCAGUGGUCUGCAUGGGUUACCCUUAUUUGAAGUAAAGCUUGUAAUCAGUAACCACAGCUGAUGAGGCUAAGACUGCCACUCAUCUCAAAGACAUGCUGUACUCUCUGCAAAGGUAGUGGUGGUUUCAUAGGGCAGGGAUAAACAACAUCUUCUUCAAGAGUUUCUUCAGCCACAUUCUUUGUUUUUUUUUCUGAACCCAAAGCACUCUAAGUUUUGUCAGUAUAAGGUAGUUUUAUAAAGCUGACUUCAUAUCUGUGGUGUUUAGUUUCUAUCUCAAGGAACCUCUCUGGAACCACUUUAAUAACAACUGAAAAGGUAUGUCUGCUUUGCCUUUAGUGAUGUGCUUUUGGUGAAAAAAAAUUAAUGAAAGUCAAUAUCAAGAGGUGAACGAUUUGAUUUGUUUCUGUCUCCCUUAAUCCUCUAGACAAUUGUAUGAUCAUAAAUCUCUCUCUGCUCAAUCCAAUAUCAGUAUCAAGGAACGCAGCUUCCUUAAAAAAAAACCCUCCAUCUCCUCUCUUACCCUCUCAUGUCUGAGAAUAAAUACAUAAAAUUAGAUUCUAGCUAUAUGAAAGCUACGAGACUAAAGUCAAUCAGUUUCCCCUAGGGUUGAGUCAGAAUAAUGAGUACAGGUUUGUGAAAUUAAAAAUGUUUCAUCAAUUUAAAAAGAGAUAUGUAGUGUAUUUCUCUGGCUGCUUAGAUAACCUUUUCUGUGCAUUACCUGCCAACAGAAGGGUCAUUGGUAAUGGAGGUUCAGAAUCUGCCCUCCUGUACUGCACAAGGCUGCUACACAUCUUGCACAAAGGAAGACUUUAUUGUGACAAUCCAUUCUUUAUAAAUGUUUUUAUUUCAUCUUUGUAACUUAGUUAACUACCAGUUCAAGGCUGAGGCCAUCACAGAACUGGAGAUCUUACUGCCCUUCCAUGUUUCUGCCCUUCUGAUACAUCCUUAACUCAAAAGUGCCAUGGUUCUGUGGUACCUAUUCAUCUUCCUGCUAGAGCUGAGCUGCACAUUCUCUUCUGCCAGUGUAUUUCCUUCUUUCCCUUGUAAUCAGAUGCAUGGAGUGUUCAAGAAAUAGUACAUCUAAGUUGAGAGUAGUGGGAAAGGGAUGGCUUGCGUCUCUAUUCUGUGAAGUACUCUCCUCUGCAGUGACAUACUGGGUUUUCAUGGGGUAUUUGACCAGAGGGCAAGCUUGAAGGCUUAUAAUCUGCCUUGGCUUUGAUAAGUGUUUUAAAACUAGGUUCCAAUUGGGCCAAAAAUACUAUCUAAUAGGAUAAUGAGAAAAUAUAUUUUCUUUCUUAGUAAUACUUAGUAAAAGAUAUUGGAGGCAUGGAGAAAAAGUCAUGGAGAAGAGGGUCUAGUCCACUAAAAUUAUAUUUACUUGUAGGAAUCAUUUUUUCCUAGCUUUUCUGUUUUUAACAUCCUGGCAAAAAUUGGAUUUCUAGUAAAUAGUCCAAGAACUUAAUUUCUUUCCAUUUGAAGCCUUUAGGUUUAUUUUCAAUAUUUUGUUAAUAUAAAAUUAAAGGAAAAAUCAACUUAAGAUUAGAUAAACAUUUAAUACUACUUCUUUUUUUGUGUACAUAAUAAAUUUAAUCCAGAAGUUAAGUGCAUGGAAACAUGAUUUUAUAAAACCAAAACUACAAUGCUUCUCCUCUAUUGCCAUACAUGCUAUUUAAUUGUAGAUUGCUAUUUUCUGUAUGUUAAAAUCGGGUGAAUGAGAUAGCAAUUGUAGAAUGAGGGUGUAUAGUGCUUUAUGGACAGGUAGUUAGAGAAAGGUGCCUUGUUCUUGAUUGGAAUAUCUGAAAAUUCCAUUACCUCUUUUUAAUUUUUUUUCUUAACGCUUCACCCCCUUAACCAUGCUGAACCACACUGGCUUGCUUAGGAUCUCAUGGAAGCAAUGCACAGGCAGUUCACAUUUUUGUUGUUGUUAUUGUUUUGUUUUGAAGGCUAAUCAUGGAACAUGGAAGAGAUGACUCAUUGACUGCACAGGCCAUUGUGCGGCAUGGCAGUCGCUGCAGUCUCAUCCUGUACGUAGGAUCUGUACCUGUUAUCUAUUGUAACUAGUGCAAUGGAGGGCAAACAAGCUUGACACAGAUAAGCUUUGGACAGCUGAAAAGCUACACUCUCACUUUUUAGGGCCAACCCCUAGCUGAUAAAUAUUGCCAUGUGGUUUGAAUAUAUGUAAGCAUCAAUUAAGUUCACCUUGUAACAUCUUUUGGGGAGGAGAUUAAAAUGCUAGUUAAGGGAAUAUCUACCAUGUGGCUUUUUGCGAGUUGGGAAACAGUCGAGUUCAAAGGGAUGUCUUAAAGAAUUGAAAAGGGUGAGAGAUAUUUCAGGAUCAAAAUCCUAAGGAUGAUGUGAGAGAAAGAAGGAGAGAUUGGUGCUUUUGCUGGUGUGUACAGGUUUUCUGUGUUCUUCCUCUUAGUAUCCUGCUGUUAUUCCUGCCAGUAUUGUACAUGUGUGAUUAACUAGCCUGUCAAAUCUAUCAACUGUUUGGAAAGUAUUUGUGUAAAUCUUUGUGCCAACAAGAACUCUUCCAUCGUUGUGUUUCUUUACCUCAUUGAAUUGGUUCUUGUGAGAUUGUAUCUUGUCUGACAAAAGCCAAGGUAAAGUCUGGUGAAACCUGCUGGAUCAGUUCUUUGAGCAGCUAGCCAAAGCAGGAGGUUCAACCGAGAAACCUUGGACAGCUUCAUGUGGAUUCUAGCAUGUGGACUUCAGAGGCAUAUUCUCUAAAGUUUUGUGUAGACUGAAGUUCACCUGUGGCUUUGACUCAUUUCUAAUGUGGUUUUAUUUGUUUCUUUACAGCUUUGUAGAAAUGCAAUUUUUAUACUAAAGACACUGUUCAUUUGUGAGUCAACACAUUACAAAAUUGGUGGGUUUUUUUGUAGUAGUUUUGAUUGUUUAGCUCACUGUAUUUAUUUUCCUUUACCUGUGUAUUCUGUGCCCUCAGAUAGAUGUGUACAACAUCGCCUGCAUUACAAAUUCUCUGAUCACAGAAUUGUACAUAACCCUGAGCCUAUGUACUGCUAUUUGAUUGUCAGGUUCCAUUUGUGUCAAAACCUAAAGGUAAUGAUGACCAAGUGAAACAGAGUGGUGUAUUGCUUUUUCAUAUGAAUAUUUUCACAUAAAAGCAUUUGUGAAAGCAGUUGAAAAUAUUACUUUGUUAAAAAAAUAAUUUUCUUCUUUGUUUAUUUUCUGAGUGUUCAUUGUCCAUUUUUUGUACCUAAAUGUGAUGAAAUCCAUGCCAUGUGCCCAAGGUUAAUGCUAAAGAUGUAAGGGGUUUUGAAUACACCACAUCUCAUUGUA
Messenger RNA from Grammomys surdaster, 4971 nucleotides. RefSeq names its product thioredoxin related transmembrane protein 4 (gene Tmx4). The record is from RefSeq and is a predicted model, not a curated record. The transcript has 8 exons. The coding region runs from base 10 to 1017 and encodes 335 amino acids. NCBI's taxonomy places the organism in Eukaryota, Metazoa, Chordata, Mammalia, Rodentia, Muridae.